Tremella mesenterica DSM 1558 is the source of this 933-nucleotide messenger RNA. RefSeq lists its product as uncharacterized. The transcript has 3 exons. The coding region runs from base 1 to 933 and encodes 310 amino acids. The record is from RefSeq and is a predicted model, not a curated record. Lineage: Eukaryota; Fungi; Basidiomycota; Tremellomycetes; Tremellales; Tremellaceae.
AUGUACCCGAAUCCAGCCUAUUUCUAUUCCCCAUCUCCCGGUCCAGCUCCAUAUCCCGGUCCAACCCCUUAUCCUGGUCCGACCCAUUAUCCUUCUCCUUACCCCCCAUACUCCCCAUACGGCUCUUUCGGUAGUUUCGGCAAUAUAAACUCAUAUCCACCCGGACCUAGUGCUCCGGGAUUACCAGGAAUGCCAGGUGGUAUACCCAUCGGUUCAGCUCCACCCAUGCCAGCAUCCAUUGCUGCUCAAUUACAAGGUCAUGCUCCAUCACCUGGGAAACCAAAUGCCGGUAAAGGAAAAGAUACAGGUGAACAUACUGUCAAUAUCGGAGGAGGAGGAGUUGGACGACGUGAUAUUCCUCAUUUAUCAGAAGCAGAGUUGAUAGCCAAUUACGCAUCGUUGGAAUUGAAUGAAGUUCGUAGUGUGGCGGAAUGGGCAACGAAUGGAGAUCCUUAUUCUCAAGUCGAUUAUACGACUUAUAUGCAGUUGUGGGAUUGGUGUAAGAGCGAUGAGAAACGAAAAAUCAUUCUUGGUAUUCUCAAAUCAAGACUCAAACUUCCCCCUCCAUACAGUCACAAAGCUCUGGUCCUCACUCAACUCCUACCAGCUUCUGAUUUACCACAACUAGCAUCCGAACUUCGUCCUCUAUCAAAACCUCCCCCUGAUCCAAAACCAGGUGAUCUACCAGCACCCAAUAACCCAUUCAUUACUUCCCUCGGCGCAUCUCUCCUCGCUCAAGCAGAAAAAGAACAAGCAGCCGUUACAGCUGCUAAGAAAGCAGCAGAUGAGAAGAAGAAAUAUGAAUGGUGGACUAAUCUUUACGGUAAACCUGAAGGAGGAGCUUCGAUGCCGCCUCUACCUCCACCGAUCGAGUGGGGUUUAUGGGCGUUUGGAAGACCUCCGGUCGGAGCGGAGGAAUGGUGGAAAAAGUGA